Messenger RNA from Pseudophryne corroboree (corroboree frog), 2662 nucleotides. RefSeq names its product Ras suppressor protein 1 (gene RSU1). The record is from RefSeq and is a predicted model, not a curated record. The transcript is spliced from 9 exons. The coding region runs from base 124 to 957 and encodes 277 amino acids. Gene Ontology annotation, molecular function: protein binding. NCBI's taxonomy places the organism in Eukaryota, Metazoa, Chordata, Amphibia, Anura, Myobatrachidae.
AUGUUACAGCUCGGGGCUACUACUUCCUGUAGGGUGUGUGUGUCCCUCCCAGGAGCUGGGAUUCGGGUGUAAGCUGUUGUUGGGCCCCUACUUGUAUCAGGGCGAAGUCAUCAGGAUAUCAAAAUGUCCAAGUCUUUAAAGAAGAUAGUGGAGGAGAGCAAGGAGAAGAAUAUCGCUGAUGUUGACAUGUGCGACAGAGGCAUCAGUAAUAUGCUGGAGAUCCCAGGGCUGUUUACCCUGUCCCACAUCACCCAGCUCAUUCUGAGCCAUAACAAGCUGACAAUUGUUCCAGCCAACAUUGCUGAAUUGAAAAACCUUGAGGUUCUAAACUUUUUCAACAACCAGAUUGAGGAGCUUCCGACACAGAUAAGCAGCCUUCAGAAACUUAAGCAUCUUAAUCUUGGGAUGAACAGGUUAAACACAUUACCCAGAGGGUUUGGCUCCUUGCCAUCGUUAGAAGUCCUUGAUUUGACCUACAACAACCUGAGUGAGAAUUUCUUACCUGGAAACUUCUUCUAUCUAACCACCCUGCGUGCUCUCUAUCUAAGUGACAACGAUUUUGAAGUCCUGCCGUCCGAUAUUGGGAAACUCACAAAGUUGCAGAUAAUCAGUCUACGGGAUAAUGACUUGGUCUCCUUACCGAAAGAGAUAGGGGAACUGACUCAGCUGAAGGAACUGCACAUACAAGGAAACCGGCUGACCGUACUGCCCCCUGAGCUUGGUAAUUUGGAUCUCACAGGACAAAAGCAGGUCUUCAAAGCAGAGAACAACCCCUGGGUCACACCUAUAGCCGACCAGUUUCAACUGGGAAUUUCUCAUGUCUUUGAAUACAUCCGCUCGGAAACCUACAAAUACCUCUACGGGAGACACAUGCAGGCAAACCCAGAACCGCCAAAGAAGAACAAUGACAAGUCCAAGAAAAUCAGCCGCAAGCCUUUGGCAGCAAAGAAUAAAUAGAUUAUGUAUAGGUGCUGAGAUGUCACUGCCGCUGUCUGCAUGUGCCUGAUUAUUCCUGUGUAUUCCUUGGCGUGCCACGUCAGGGGACAGCCAGGAAGGGUUUAAGACCAUAAUAGUAUUGACCUUGUUUGCCUUACGUAUAAUCCCGCUACAGGAAAGAAACACAUUAUUGUUACUGUUACACUUUUAUAUUUAAUUAUAUACUCAUUCACAGUUAUUAGCGUCACAGUAUUUAUUUUUCCAUAUGUGGCUUUUAUGUAUCGUCAUAUUAAAAAAAAUAGUUUUACAGUAAUCUAGCCAUACAAAGUUAUAGAAAUUAGUAUCUAGUGUCUCGUUCCAUUAUAUACAUUUAGCAGUCUCUUUAGGGGUGCGAUACGAAAUGUCGGCGGAUGGGAUGACGGAGGUCAUAUGACCGACACCGCCAUCCCGGUGCUCAGAAUCCCAACAGGGGUCAGGUAAGUACAGUAUGCCUACCCUCUCCCCCUAACCCUCUCUUCCUGCAGCCUAACCCUAAUCCUCCCCGAUGGUGCCUAAACCUACCCCCCUCCCCUCAGCCUACCCCUAACCCCCCCUUUCCCCCCUCAGCAUCCUGACCGCAUCCCCUCUUUAGUGAUCAGAGAAUUUCACUGGCAUAUGAGUCUCUAUUGUAUUUAUUAUUCUCAGUGUGUAAAGUGGAUGAAAAGUACCAAAGACUUAAACCAACCUGUAAUCAAUCACUACAGUGUCCGACCAUGGAACACUUCUAUUUAUUUAGGAGGAAUCUUUUCAUCAGGGGGAUCGUGAGUGUCUGUAACAUGCCGUGGCGUAGCCAGGGAUUGUGCAGGGGGAGCGGACACUCCACUAGUGGAAAACGGCACAUAUUCAGCUUCUUCAUCUGCCCCCAGUUUAUUAUCUUUGCAUAUAUUGCUUGUUUUACUCUGAUUUAUAUAUGUGAUAACUCAUUGCAACUGCUUUGUAAGUAUCACACCGUGAUAUGUGUUCUAUAAUUACACCGGCAGCUAUUUAUGUGCCGCCUAGACGGGGUAUGAGUACAGGUGUUAUUAUACUGUAGCUGCCCACAGGUGUCUGCAUUGAUACUGUACGUUAUAUACUUUCUACUGUAUCAAACCCGGCAAGUGCUUGUGUGUGUGUGUGCCUCAAGAAAAUGCACGCGUCACCAACGGAAUUUGCGCAAAAGCAGUAAGUGGGGACAGUUGCAUUUUAUUUUUAUAGUAACCUCAUUUUUAAUUCAUGUGUAACAUCUCUUAAUGGACAUGUCCAUUGUAUAGCCUUUUUUAUUAUGCGGGACCAAGAUUUAGAGGGCAGGUGCCCAGAGUGCUGUGGCCGAGCGGUGUGAUCGUAUGCAGCGGAAUGUACAACGUUAGGCUAAGGCAGGGGGUAGGCAUCGUCCGGCACUCCAGCUACUGUGGAACUACACAUCCCAGCAUUCCCUGCCGCAGUUUUGUUGUUAGGACAUGCAAAAAAUGUGUCGGGUAAUGCUGGGAUGCGUAGUUCUGCAGCAGCUGGGGUGCCAGAAGAUGCCUACCUCUGAGCAAUGGAAUGAUUCCGUGAGUAGUAUAUUAGAGUAUUAUUUCCCUGUGUAAAAGAGGAUUUACUUUGAAGAGCGUUUAAUAAAGUGCAUUGCAACGGUUAUUCCCAUUAUCUUUGUCACUCUGCAAAAAGUUUUGAAAUGCACACUAAUAAAAUUGUACAAGUCAGUAUUAUA